Orbicella faveolata is the source of this 2057-nucleotide messenger RNA. RefSeq names its product beta-hexosaminidase subunit beta-like. Gene Ontology annotation, molecular function: beta-N-acetylhexosaminidase activity. The record is from RefSeq and is a predicted model, not a curated record. Gene Ontology annotation, cellular component: lysosome; membrane. Lineage: Eukaryota; Metazoa; Cnidaria; Anthozoa; Scleractinia; Merulinidae. Gene Ontology annotation, biological process: carbohydrate metabolic process; ganglioside catabolic process; glycosaminoglycan metabolic process.
AAAGCGCGGUUAUAAGAUCUAAAAGAUCUUCUUGUUACGUAACAUAGUCGUGACGGGUUGUCACACAACAGCUCACCACUUGUGAUAAUCACAUGAUCCGAGAAGAGGCGGAAAACAAGAAGCUUCAAGUAGUCGGAGAGAUCGACAACUUCCAUGAUGCUUCGUGUAUUUCUUGUUCUUUUUCUUGUUGCCCUCGCGUCUUCUUCUUUCCACAGAGUCCCAAAACUUUCUGAUCCUUUAGGUCUUGGACUUGGAUGGGAAUUACAUGAACUUCAGGUGGAAGACUAUGUGAAAGGUUCUGUGUGGCCGAAACCGCAACUAGAGUCACAAACUGGCGCCGUGUUCAAGUUGACACCGCAGAAUUUCAAAUUUGUUAUAACUGGUCCGAGCUGCGAUGUACUCGAGGAAGCCAUUCAACGGUACAAACGAUUAACUUUUCCAGACAACGUGGGCGAGUCGAAGAAAAACUUGUCGGAAAUCACACAGCUCUCCAUAAUAGUGAUAGACAAAUACGAGAAACUUACGCUGGAGUCAGAUGAGUCUUAUAAGCUGGAUGUUCUGACUCCGACGUCUAUCCUUGUGGCAUACACUGUGUGGGGAGCACUCCGUGGCCUUGAAUCAUUCAGUCAGAUUGUUCACCAGGAUCCUGAUGGGUUUUAUUUUGCCAAUGGAACUCACAUUGAUGACUACCCUCGUUUUCAUCACAGAGGAUUUAUGAUUGAUACCUCUAGGCACUAUUUAAAUGUGUCAGUAAUUCUUCAGUUCUUGGAUGCCAUGUCGUACAGCAAGUUUAAUGUUCUUCACUGGCAUGUUGUGGAUGAUCAGUCCUUUCCAUUUGUCAGUAAAACGUUCCCACAGUUGAGUGAUGAGGGUGCAAUUAAUAACAAAACACACAUUUACACUCAAGAUGAUGUUGAAAAGAUUCUGGAGUAUGCAAGACUGAGAGGAAUACGAGUAAUCCCUGAAUUUGACACACCUGGCCACACCUUUUCAUGGCGGAGUAUUACUAAUCUGUUGACUCCUUGUUACUCACAUGGAAAACCAACAGGGAGUCUCGGACCUAUCAACCCAACCAUAGAAUCCAAUUAUGAAUUUCUGACUGAUUUCUUUAAGGAGAUUGCCGAGAGGUUCCCAGACAAAUAUGUUCACUUGGGGGGUGAUGAAGUACCCUUCAACUGUUGGCAAAGUAACCCAGGUAUAACCGAGUUUAUGAUGGGAAUGGGAUAUGGCACCAAUUACUCAUUACUGGAGCAGUACUAUGAACAGAAACUUCUGAAGAUAGUCGGCAGUCUUGACAAGGAGUAUAUCAUCUGGCAGGAAGUGGUUGAUAAUGGUGUGGAGGUUCUGCCCGACACUGUCGUCAAUGUGUGGAAAAGUCCAUGGAAAAAUGAGAUAGCAAAAGUGACAGGCCUGGGUUUAAAAGCCAUUCUCUCGUCUUGUUGGUAUCUGAACUACAUUUCCUACGGAAAUGACUGGCACAAGUAUUAUCAAUGUGAUCCGCAAGAUUUUGUAGGAACUGACAAACAGAAGGAACUGGUGAUGGGUGGAACCGGCUGUAUGUGGGGAGAAUUUGUAGAUGCUACCAAUGUGCUCCCCAGGACUUGGCCUCGUGCCCUUGCUGUGGGUGAGAGACUCUGGAGCAACAAGUAUGUGACAGACCUGAAUGAUGCUGACAAGCGCCUUUGGGAGCAUAGAUGUCGCUACAUCAGGCGUGGAAUUCCGGCCGAGCCUGGAGUCCAGUCCCAAUACUGUCGACACGAGUGGUAUUACUAAAGAGAAAGCUGUUUUGAAAUAAGAAAUCAUUUUUCUAAUUAUUUUGCUUAUUUUUGAGUCAGUAGGGUAAAGAAGAAUUUUGUAUACCUGUAAGAGGUACACUAAAUCUACAAACGGUUAGCUCAUCAUGUUUUAGUUUCGCGUUGCCGGUAGUUUGGUAUGAUAGCACAAGUGUCUGUAACUUCACACUAAAAUAAGUCGCAUCUCGAGCAAGUUGUAUGCCUCCAUUUUAUGUGAGCUGUACGCAAAUGUGAGGUUCCAAAUAAAGAGUUUUCUUAAAGAAA